CUGUAUCUCUCUCUAUUACACAGAGACACAUACUCCACUACGGAGCAAACCCUAGAAAUGGUCCUUCUAUCCUAAAAAUUCGAACUUUAAUCACUCCCAAAACUAUCCUCACACAGACACACAGAGGCAUCAAUCACUCCACCAACAUGGCCUCUCGAUACAACUCCUUCGAUUCUCGCUCUUCCACACAAUCUCAUCAAUCAGAUCCAUCAUCGUCCACAGAGCUCAGACCCAACCACUCUUCCCUCAAACGCCUAAUCGGAGCCUCCAACACGCGCCGCGGCCAAUCCACGAGCGCCAUCUCGGCCCCCCAAAACUCUUCCCGUGCGCUCGUCAAGACGAAGACCUCCUCCGAUGUAGCUCCGAUCAAGGCGAAGAACGAGCAGAAUUUGAGCGCCAUGGUGAAGAAGUUUAUGGAGAAGCGGUCAAAGCCGAAAACGGCGAAUCGGACUGCUCUGGUAAUUCCGGCGGACUUUAUCGCCGAGGAUUUGAAGAAGACGGCGAGGAAGGGUGCGAAUUUUUCGGGGUUGCAUCGGAAGUUGUUCAGCAAGGGUUCUGGUUCCGGGUCGGCGGGGAAGGAUGAGAGUGAAAGGAAGGCGUUGACAGAGGUGAAGGCGAAUACAAGGAGUUUGGCGAUGGUGCUUAGGAGCGAGAGGGAGCUUUUGAGUCAGAAUAAGGAGCAGGAGGCGGAGAUCAAUGAGCUCAAACUCAUAUUGGAGGAGAAGAACAGUGAGGUGGAGAAGCUGAAGAAUUUGUGCUUGAGCCAAAGGGAAGAGAUAAAUGCAUUGAAGAGCGCUAUACUGUUCCCCGACGUUAUGAAUUCACAACUUCAGCAGCUUUUGGACAAACAGGGUUCGGAACUAAAGCAGGCAAAACAACUUAUCCCAAGUCUCCAGAGACAGGUCACUUCUCUUACCGGCCAACUUCAAUGCCUUGCUGAGGAUCUUGCAGAGGUGAAGUCGGAAAAAUAUUCAGUAAGGGGCUGCUAUGAUCCUCAUGCCAGCUCUCCUAGGACACCAGCAUUUGAUCAAGAAGAGGCUGCUAAUUCUCUGGAUUUCAGCUCUGGGGAUCACACAACCCCCGGUAGUCCAGAUGACAUGUUCCUCAAGGAUUUAAAUCCCUGUUUAACACCCUACUAUUCCACAAAGUCAAAGGAAUUUGAGGCAAUGGGUUAUGAGUCUCCACGAGAUGAAAGAAUGUACAAUAACAAUAUGCAAAUAUGCCAUGAGAUUGACUUCGACUCCCAUGCGAGGAAGCUGUCAAAAAGUUCAGAUCAUUGCCAAUGUUCCAGCUCUGGGAGCACCGCAGUCCGAGUAGCUCGUAGAUCAGAUGAAAGAUGCACAUAUGGAAAGCAAACGCAUCAUAAACUUUUCUAAGUUCUUUAGCAGCCUGGAGUUUCCAUCUAUUGAGCAUUAUUUCCUUUUAUCCUUGGUUCUUUUAUCUUCUCAGAUUGUAAACUCGAAUUCUGGUGAGUGGUCCAUGUGUUAUUAUAUGUCAUAAGAUGCACCAGCCAACAUCUGCGAUUAUUUCAGUGGUGAAGUAGUUGAGGUUCAUUUUUUAGUCUUUACUGUCACUAGGACUAGUGCAUGGUCUGCAUUCCAAUCACAAAGGAAUGUGAAUUUGAUUGAUCAUAAGUUGAAUAAACUCCCAAGAUGCGGUAUAGGAUGUUGUCUGCACAUGUUUGAUGCUGAGCUAUCAUUUUUCUAUCGGAUAUAAAUAUUUGUAAUCAAGUGUUUGGUAUUUGAUUAUUUUGUAUGGGGAAGUAGAAAGUUGUUUUCUGCUGUGCCAUAAUUGAAGAUUUUAUAUUGCUCACAAUUUUAAAUUUUGGAUUUAGAAACACAAGGAUGAUAUUU
Cornus florida is the source of this 1853-nucleotide messenger RNA. RefSeq lists its product as uncharacterized. The transcript has 5 exons. The record is from RefSeq and is a predicted model, not a curated record. Bases 147 to 1376 code for a protein of 409 amino acids. NCBI's taxonomy places the organism in Eukaryota, Viridiplantae, Streptophyta, Magnoliopsida, Cornales, Cornaceae.